CAGUAGUUGUGUAAUUGUGGUUGUGUUGCAGGUUCUUUGGGCCCUACAGUAUGGACGUGGUCACCAGCACAGCCUUCAGUGUGGACAUUGACUCUCUGAACAACCCUUCAGACCCCUUCGUCUCCAACGUCAAGAAGAUGCUCAAGUUUGACCUGUUCAACCCACUGUUCCUUCUAGUCGCGUUGUUCCCCUUCACGGGUCCUAUCUUGGAGAAGAUGAAGUUUUCUUUCUUCCCGACUGCAGUGACGGACUUCUUUUACGCUUCGCUGGCUAAGAUCAAAUCUGGACGCGGCACUGGGAACACAACUAGUCGGGUGGAUUUCUUACAGCUGAUGAUCGACUCUCAGAAAGGCAGCGACACAAAGACAGGAGAGGAACAGACUAAAGGACUGACUGAUCAUGAGAUCUUGUCUCAGGCCAUGAUCUUUAUCUUUGCUGGCUACGAGACCAGCAGCAGUACGAUGAGUUUCCUGGCCUAUAACAUAGCUACCAACCCACAUGUCAUGACCAAACUACAGGAGGAGAUAGAUACUGUGUUCCCCAACAAGGCUCCUAUCCAGUACGAAGCUCUGAUGCAGAUGGAGUAUCUGGACAGUGUGUUGAACGAGUCUCUAAGACUGUACCCCAUCGCCGCCCGACUGGAGAGGGUCGCCAAGAAGACGGUGGAGAUCAACGGCAUCGUCAUCCCCAAAGACUGCGUUAUCCUGGUUCCCACAUGGACACUACAUCGUGACCCAGAGAUCUGGUCCGACCCUGAGGAGUUCAAACCAGAGAGGUUCAGUAAGGAGAACAAGGAGUCUAUUGACCCGUACACGUACAUGCCGUUCGGGGCGGGGCCCAGGAACUGUAUCGGGAUGCGUUUCGCCCUGAUCAUGAUCAAACUGGCCAUGGUCGAGAUCCUCCAGAGUUUCACAUUCUCUGUCUGCGACGAGACCGAGAUCCCGUUGGAGAUGGAUAUCCAGGGUCUGCUGAUGCCCAAAAGACCAAUCAAACUGAGGCUGGAGCCACGUAGCAACACCCCUAGCAACACCACCACCCCCUCUCUGAAGAGUCCAAACACAUGACCAAAUGCAGGAGUACCUUACCCAACCCUACCCUACCAUCUAUCUAUCUAUCCAUCUAUCCAUCUAUCCAUCUAUCCAUCUAUCAUAUGAGUCUAUCUAUCUAUCUAUCUAACA
This is a messenger RNA of Coregonus clupeaformis (lake whitefish), 1178 nucleotides long. Its product is annotated as cytochrome P450 3A27. The transcript is spliced from 7 exons. Gene Ontology annotation, molecular function: iron ion binding; oxidoreductase activity, acting on paired donors, with incorporation or reduction of molecular oxygen; heme binding. The coding region runs from base 51 to 1064 and encodes 337 amino acids. NCBI's taxonomy places the organism in Eukaryota, Metazoa, Chordata, Actinopteri, Salmoniformes, Salmonidae. The record is from RefSeq and is a predicted model, not a curated record.